UAUCUAUAUCAUGUCAAGGUUAUCGAAAUAAGCGAUGCUCCAAAAAUAGGUACUCAACAUGCUUAAAUGGUCUAAGGAUAAAAAAGAUGAGCAGCCUACAGAUUGGCCUAAAUAUGCUGAACAUUUGGAACACUGCGUUGACGAUGUACGACGUAUCGCAAGUGAUGUACACAGAGGUCUAGUGCAAAAUGUCCUCGUCAGUAAGAAAAAUAAAAAGUAUCCUGAGUAUGUACUGUCAACCAUUUUAAAAGAAUCCGUCGAUAAACCCAAUACAGAUGACCGACUUUUUGUUUGUGUUACUCGUGAGGCUAGUAAAGCUUUGUCAAUUCUAUCUACAUAUCAUCGAGAUCAUGAGACUAAAGUAGAACGUCAAAUUGUUGAACCAUUAAAUCGUCUGACUGAAGAAACAUGUGUUAACAUUACAAAAGGCCGACGUAAUUUACAAAAGUGUUUGACAGAUGUUCGUAAUGCACGUGGACAAUUACAAAAAACUAUGCAAUGUAUUCAAACAAGUACAAAUUCAAGUUAUCCUGGUUCUUGUAAUCCGUCCGUGACAAUUGAUGCAGUCAAUCGAAUUAGUCAAGCUCAACAUCAAUUAGAAGAGAAAGAAAGUGAAUUGGAAUCUUCAAAAGAACAAUUACUUCGUGAUCUGUAUUCAUUCGCCUCUGAAGAAGAAAACUAUUCACGCCUUAUACUUAAAUACUUUCAAUUACAAGAAAGUUAUUUAUCUGAUAGUUUACAGUUGGUUCAAAAAGUGAUUUCCGAUAUGUCUCAAACUAUCAGGCUACAGAAACGUCUUACUACAUUUGGCCGACAUCUACCUGAUCAUUUAGCCGAAACUAAACGAUCUAUCGCCUAUGUUCUAGACGUAUGUAUUAAUUAUUUGGAUCAAGAAUCUAUCAUGCAAGAAGAGGGUCUUUUUCGAAAGUCUGGAUCCCAAAAACGGACAGACCUCUUAGUAAAAGCCUUAAAUGUCAUGCAAAUCGAUGAACAUUUAUUUAGAAAAUGUGACUGUGCUGUUGUUGCUGGUGCUUUGAAACAAUAUUUGCUUAGUCUUCCUGAGCCACUAAUCACUUAUGAUUUUGCUGAUCAAUGGGCUGCUGCUUCUAAAAAACCUAAUUCAACAGCGGUCAAUCUACAGUUAAUUCGUAGUUGCCUUGAAAAAAUGCCUAAGGAGUUUCGUUUAAAUUUAGGCUAUUUAAUGUGUUUCUUGCAGAAAUUGUCUAGUCAAUCAGAUGUGAAUAAAAUGACUUCUGAUAAUUUAUCAAUAGUAAUUGCACCAAACGUGUAUAGACUUUCAUCCUGUUCCAUGAGUACUGGUAAUAAUAUUGUCAAUGGUAGUUCAGUACGACCAACUGAAGAUUUAGGAAAAUCUUUAGAUUUCUUACAAAGCAAUGGUCCAGGAAUUCACUUAGUAGAUAUUCUUAUUCAAAAUGCAGAACAGUUAUUUGGUCAAGAACAAGCCUCGUUUCGUCUAACUCAUGUUCCAACCUAUUUCGGAAUAAAAGUUCCUUCACAUCGUCCAUCUGUCACUGGUUCUGUAACUUCAUUGAAGUCGUCGAAUUCCGGCACUGGUGUUUCCCAUGGACUAGAUAGCAGUACCAUAGCAUUAAAUGAACAAUCAUCUCAGAAUGUUAACCAAUUAAUUGUUCCCAAAAAACCUGUUGGUGUUGACCAUGAUUCCGGUGUUCCUACUUGUCAUUCAACUCAGUCUGCUAUAACUUCCAGGAUGUCAAAUUUAAGUACUACUCCUAUACUUCAACGAAAGAAAAAUGCUGCUCCAAAACCACCAGUUCUUUUAAACCCAACCAAUCAUUCAAUAACUCAUGUGAGUAAUAAUGAUCCUGAAAGAUCGGAAAAUCCCUCUGGUAUUGACACGGAAAACAGAAAUGAUGGUGAUAAUAACAGCAUUUGUUGCAGUAGUAAUUCAGAAGUAUCAGUUCAUCAUUCUCAUCAUGAAAGUCUUCCACAACUUAUCAAUAGCUCAACCACUAGCUGCACAGAAUUAACACCUAAUGAUCAUAUUCACAAAUUGUCAUUACCAUCACAAAUGAUCACGUCACCAACUAUUCAAGAAAUGAAACUGAGUAGAGAUCUACCGCCUAAACGACCCCCACCACCUGAUGCUAACUCCAAGUCGAAUAAUUCUACAUUAGAAUUAGAUACUGAUAAUGUAACUGUUAUGUAGAAUAAUCGAUUUGUGUUCAACUAUGAGUGUGUCUGUUUUUUUUUUCCUACUCAACAGAAAUUAUUAUCAGUACUCUUCCACUUUUUUCGAAGUUUUUUUUCAAACAAUUAAAAACUGCUGAAUUUAUGAAUACCCCUAUUGAUUGAUUAUGUUUGUAAUACUUCUGAUUACUACUUUUUUCAUUUAUAAGUAGUAAUAGUAGUUUAUUUAUGAAUUAAAUGUGUAAUUCUCCUCUCCUAUCAUUUGAUAUUGGUAACUUUUUCUAAAUCCUCUAUCAUACAUUUCCUGAUACAAAUCAUUCAUGUGUUUUGUUUUGUUUGUCAAAAGAAACUAUAAUAUUCCUAUUUAUUACAAUUUUGUAAACAAUAAACAUUUUUUUGUUAUGCAUGAUCUUACAUACAUAUGUAUCCAUUUACCAACUUCAUCUAUAUUCGGCUUCAUGUGUAUCUCUAAUGUACAACGACGUAAGUGAACAAUGGAUGUAUGUUUAAAUGAUUUCACUAGAUCGUUCUCAAUACUGUUUGUUGUGUGUGUGUGUGUGUACACUGCACCAAAGAUUUCAACUUCCUUCAUAAACCAACUUGUUUAUUUUUGUAUACUUUAAAAAAAAGUAUAAAAAUUAUUAAUUUUCCUUAGUGACCUAAUACAUUCCAACUAUAUUAAUUAUUUAGUAUUCAUGUUCGCUAGUUUAUUGUAUCAGUUUAUAAUAUUGUACAAGAGAGUUGUGAUUCUCCUUGGGUAAUACAAUCAUAUAUAUAACUUGUAAUGAUGACAGUUCGAAGCAUAUGCAUAUCAAUUAUCGAAUUAAGUGACAAAAUAUCUUUUGCCUCUACAACAGGAAUCAGUUUCCACAUUACAAAUAGUUUCGUUAUUAUAUUAUCAUAUUCUUUAAUCUGUAUACACUAUAUACUAUUUUUGAAUCUAUAAUUUCAAGUUUGACGCUUUUUUUAAAAUUUCAUUUCUUGAUUGAUUAAUGACUAUUCCAAUAUUUGCUGUGUUAGCUGUCAAUAUGAUCAGAUGCUUAAACACGAAAUUUUUAUCUCCCUAAACUACUUGUACUUGUUUUACUGUUGUUAUUUUUUUUUAAAAAAAUCUUUAAGAUGGUCGUCUUCCAUUUUCUUUAAGAAAUAAGCAAAAAAAUGUUAUUUUUGAAUAAAAACCCGUUGUUUUCUUUGAAACAAUUACCAAGUAAACGAAAAUAAACGUGACCAGAGUAGCGAAGACUACUACUGUUACUGACUAUUAUUACUAUUCUUUAACCGAUCGUAAUUACUUUAAUUUUUGUCUUUAGCACAUGGAAAUCCUUCCACAAUUUGUGCGGAUAAAAUUAAUUGAAUUUUAUGUAGUAAUCAAUUUUUAGAUGCUAGUAGCUGUUGUUGGCGUUUAUUGUUUUUAUAUAUGAUUAUUCUGUUUGUCAAUUUGUUCAAGUGAAAUUGAUUUGAUACCUUUUUAAUUAAGCCUUUAAAGUAUUUUCGGCUUGAAUGUUAAGUGACCUUUUCUUGAG
Molecule: messenger RNA, 3692 nt
Organism: Schistosoma rodhaini
Lineage: Eukaryota; Metazoa; Platyhelminthes; Trematoda; Strigeidida; Schistosomatidae
Source: the annotation of a GenBank genome assembly